GUCGUCUUCUUCUCAGGCACAGAACAGACCAUCCCCAGCUCAAUUUCCUCAUUUGGAGAACAGGCACCAAUGUGCCACAUCAUCGUCCCACACAGACGGAUCCCUGCCACCGGGUGGGGUUCCCCCUCCCCCGCACAGACCUCUGAGGCUGACCUGUGUCCCAGGUGGUCCUGCCCCCCCACCUUCUGGAGGCCCUGGGCUGGUGGGCCCUGGAACAGGCCAGGCGGUGAGCGAGAGACUGAGAUACCCCAGAUGGCCGUCCCCAGUACGGCUCUAAACGCCGUACGUUAGUGAUUCGUUCUUUCCUUCAAUUUUGGGGACCAACAUAGGGUUGCCAACUUUGUGUUUUGCCAAAUGAGGACAUUUUUCAAAAUACCACUUCCAGCCACUGCCACUUUGCACCGAAGAGGAGACACAUGACCCUGGCCAAAGCAAAGGAGAUCAGCAGUUCGGGAUUUUUUUUUUAAACUGGGAUCAGCCGCACUUGAUAGACGGUGGAUGUGAUGGCUGGAGUUCCAGCAGCCAUUUUGGACCAUGAGUCAACUCUAGGAAUAGAAUCCAACAGAAGAAUCAGAUGCAAGAAAUCUAGAUUCUGACAUCCUGACAUCACACAAGUGACUAAACCCGUAUCUUGGUACAUGAGACCCAAAGGGUUGUCUGCAGUCAGAGGGAAGAGCCCAGGAGCGGGAGGCCUUUGAACAUGGCCUUAAAGAUGGGAAGAGAAACAUCAGUGACCCCAAAUGGAGCAAUGUUCUCUAAAACAACUGGCCCAGAGUAUACACACACGUCAGGAUCAGGCCAGCUAGAGACAGCAGGGACCAGAUCCAGAACCCAGGGCAAAAGUGCCACCUUCAUUGUGGGCGCCUCUUAACAUGGACAAGACACUCCGCCAGGCUUGCUCAGGACGGAAUUCAUUGACCAAAGGGAUCAUCAAGGUAUAGGGAACCCGUGUGAAGUCAGAAGACCUGGAGAAAACAGGUAGGCCACAGCCCCCAUGGGGAGAGAGGCUGGCCAUGUGGGAACACAGCAGCGCUGCAGGGAGGGAAGGGACCUGCAAGGGUCCUGGGGCCACCAUACCAAAACAAGUAUUAAUAUGACAGAGGUUUAUGCUACAGUCUGGAAGCCAGAGGUCCAAAAUCAAGGUGGGGGCAGGGCUGAGCUCCCUCUGAGGGCUCCAGGGGAGGAUCCUUCGUGCCUCUUCCAGCUCCGGGUGUUGCUGGCCAUCCUUGACCAGUGGCCAUGUCCCUCCAGUCUCAGCCCCUGUGUCAGACAGCCGUCUCCCUGGGUUUCUUCUUCCUCUUCUUAUAAGGACACCAAUUGUUGGACUAGAGCUCGUCCCACUCCAGUAUGACUCAUCGCAGCUGGUUCUAUCUGCAAAGACCCUCUUUCCAAAUAAGCUCAUUUCCGGAGGUUCCAGGGGGACGUUCUGGGAGAGACGCUAUUCAAUUCAGCACAGCCCCAAGAGUGAAGGGGGCCAAGAACCUGAGAGGGACGGGACCUGGUGCGCAGAGUGGGGGGCACAGGAGCCCCUGCCCUGCCCAGCAUCCUGCAGGGGUGAGCCUAAGGGCACAUAGGGCAGAGCGAAAUGUAGGGAGCGGGCAGGCAGCAGCACAGGGCGGUGGGACACCCAGGACCCGCUGCGGGGGAGCCAUCACCAUGCUGGGCCGACGUGCACAGAACCGCUGUGGAAGUCUGGCCUUGCCCUGUCCCUUUACCAUCACACCAGAGACUUCUUUCUGCUAACGAGGACCAGGCAACAAGGAAAAAAAAGAAAGAAAAAAGCUCUCCACUCUGGAAACCUGCCGACGCACCAGGAGGAACAGACGCAGCGAGGGAACCCCGUGACAGCAGCAGCUCGGCGUGUUUGGACCACACCUGCCCCUCCGCCCGCCCUAUCCCUUACAGCGUCAACACCUUUGUCCUUCUCUAGGUGAAACGUGCACGCGGUACACGGCUUCCACUUAGUAAAACAUGCACCUUAAUACAGCUUCAUCAUGUGGUCUGGGAAUUCCUUUCGGGUUCUCUCUACUUUCUUACUUUUCUAACAAUGAGCAAGAACUGUUUUUAUAAAUAAGGGAGAGAAUAACAAGACGAUGACUGAAAUGUUAAAAAAGUCCCUUUGGGCUGGGGUCCCUGUCCCCUCCAUUCAGCUACAAGGCUCCAGGACCUCCCAGAUGGACUCUGUGCUUUCCCCUACAGCCGCUCCCAGGUAACCAGGUAUCCUAGGACCCUGCCGGCUGCUCCCAGAAUUUGGGGGAAGGCUGGGCGGCAGCCCCUCAUGGCUGAGCCCCAGGCAAGCUGCCCUAAAUCCGAUCUGUGCUAGAGAACCCCACACUGCCUGGCUCUGCAGGACUUCCAACUUCAAACGAAGGAUAUGGGGGCUCUCUGGGACCCCUCCCCCCAGCCAGUGCGAGGCUGGCAAGGCUGGCCUGGGGAGAGGUUGCCAGGCAACCAGCUGGGGCUCCUCCCAGGGUGGCUGUGGGUGGCCAUGUUGCCUGGCAACCAGGUGCCAGUGUCCCUGGAGCCCAGACUGCACAGCUGCGCCCAGCCCCGCCCGCUCCUCCCUGGCUUGUGGGACCCCUGGGGCCCUGGCCUCAUUCCCCUCGCCUAGGACAGCUGGAGCCUCCGGUCACAAUGAGCAUUGUUCUCUCCAGGGACAGCCGGGUGAGGGCGAUGGAGAACACUGUGACCAAUGCCGAGAAGUACUUUGGCCAGUUCUGCUCCUUGCUGGCCGCCUACACCCGCAAGACGGCUCGGCUGCGGGACAAGGCUGACCAGCUCGUCAGACAGCUCACCGACUUCGCCAACACUGAGCACCCAGAGAUGCGGGCCACCAUGAGGAACUUCGCCGAGGACCUGGCCAAGGUGCAGGAUUACCGGCAGGCCGAGGUCGAGAGGCUGGAGACCAAGGUCAUCUGCCCCCUGAAGCUCUAUGGGGCACACAUCAAGCAGACACGGGCCGAGAUCAAGAAAUUCAAACAAGUCCAGAAGAACGAGAUGAAACAACUGGAAAAGCUGGAGAAACUGAGGCAGAAGUCGCCUUUGGAUCGGCAAAUGAUCAGCCAGGCGGAGACCGGUGUGCAGAGGGCCUCAGUGGAUGCCAGCCGCAUCACCCACCAGCUGGAGGAGGUGAUCGACACCUUCCAGAAGCAGAAGCUGAAGGACCUGCAGAAAAUUUUUUCAGACUUUGUCACCAUCGAGAUGGUCUUCCACACCAAAGCGGUAGAGGUGUAUUCCAGUGCCUUCCAGAUCCUGGAGAGCUACGACCUGGAGAGAGAUAUGGAGGAUUUUAGAACCAAGAUACAUGGGGUUUACGGACACUAUGAUGCUCGGCCAUUCAAGGAUACCACGCCCUCCCCAGCUGUCCCGUGGGCUCUCGCUGGCCAGAGCACUCAGACCACCAUACGGAGCCAGAGGAGAGACGAGGAGGAGGAGGAGAGUACGGAACACUCUUCUGAGGAGGACCCCGUGGAGGACCUCCGGGGACAGGGGCGGGCACCCCAGCAAUAGGACCACAGCUCCCCUGUCAGAAAGACAGAGGCUGACCCCGGGUGCUCAGGGCUGGGGUGGGCUGGAGGCUCUGCUGGGUCCCCGCCCUGGGUGAGUCCCGUGUCCUCCGAGUCUCUGUUUCCUCAUCUGUGCAACAGGAAUAAUCUCGCUCACUGACAAGUUACUCUGGGGAUCCACGGGCCUAGCCUCUGUGAUACACCACUGGUGCUCAAUAAAUGCGGGGUGCAUCUUAACCUGAA
Messenger RNA from Enhydra lutris kenyoni (northern sea otter), 3749 nucleotides. RefSeq names its product family with sequence similarity 92 member B (gene CIBAR2). The record is from RefSeq and is a predicted model, not a curated record. Gene Ontology annotation, cellular component: ciliary transition zone; ciliary basal body. Bases 2635 to 3510 code for a protein of 291 amino acids. The transcript has 14 exons. NCBI's taxonomy places the organism in Eukaryota, Metazoa, Chordata, Mammalia, Carnivora, Mustelidae. Gene Ontology annotation, biological process: cilium assembly.